Molecule: messenger RNA, 1645 nt
Organism: Alternaria alternata
Lineage: Eukaryota; Fungi; Ascomycota; Dothideomycetes; Pleosporales; Pleosporaceae
Exons: 1
Coding region: 228-1520 (430 amino acids)
Source: RefSeq, a predicted model, not a curated record
AGCAUUUUUGGUGUGCAAGGGCAUCCAUGUCUGGAGCUAUUGAAGCCUCUCGUCACGUGAAUUCUUACCUGUACGCACUGCAACAAAAUCACGGUUAGCGUAUAUCGCCAGGUACGUGGCAGUAUCUCAAAACUGAUCACUACCGCCUGCGUUCUCCUCGACCCACACUCUCAACUACUCUGCCCCGCAUAGAGACUCGAAGAACAUCUAGCUCAAUCUUCACGACCAUGGAAGCUCUGCCUCCUCGACCCGCUAGCAACCCUUCCCUCGACAAGCUCUGGCGCGACCUUGAAGAAGAUGCGGCUCUCCUGAGAUACCUACCUUAUAGGUGCGCCACCUUUGAGCACCAGUAUGAGAUCCCCGAAGCAGCGCCCGAGCGACUCCUGUAUGGCGACAUGCUCGAGAACAAGGAUCAGCUCUGGAUCUAUUUUACCCUCAAUUCUCAUCAUAAGCAAAGGAGCAACUAUGCGAGUAUGUUGACCUUUCAAACUAUCAAAGGUGCUGCAAAUCACGAGGCGAGCGUGCGUCCAGGUACAAUCCAGAAAGUCGCACAAGCAUCAAAGGUAUUCAAGCAUGCACAAGGUUACCAAGCAGUCGAGGCAGUCGCCAAAUAUUUCUUCAUUCAAAAAGGUAUCGACAAGCAACUCCAAUUUCCAGUAUCGUCCGCACCUUUUCGAGAUAGUCUUGUACGCGUAUGCCAACAUUACAAGGAAGUGUUCGAUGAGUUGAAGAGCCAAGAUUCAGGAAGCCGGCGUUCAUCGAUCAUGACUACUGGCGGUAAUCAUGGGAUGGAUCCUGCGCGACCCCACGGCUUUCAAGAGCCCUCGCGCGCAGCUUCAGAGGCUCCCUUCCCAGGUCAUUCUUCGUCAGCUUCUUCGAUGCUUUCUCCAGUCCAGUCACGCCUGUCAUCAAGAGCGCUGUCGCGCGGCUCGUCUCGGGCUAUGAGCCUGAGUGGCGUCGAGGGUCGUAAGCGCCGGCAUAGCGCAAGUCCUGACCAACCCCAGUUCUCCAAGCACCGAGAGUCUCAUACACAGCCAGGGCAAAGCAACGCGAUCGAGGACAAGGCCGGCGGCUUUUCUUCCUACUCACAGCCACCUUCGCCAUUCCUUGUGACUGCUCCGCCUCCUCUUCCCGAGCAUACCCUUGAGGAGAAUAUGGAAGAAGCUCAAGUCAAUGAGAGCAAUCUCGAGUCUGAACAAUCAGUAGGUGAAGGCCAUCUGGGCGACAUCGAUCGAAACACCAUGAUGGAUCAGUACAUUGCACUUAAGGCUCAGGAAGAAGAGCUCGACGGAAGGAUUGGUGACAUGGAGAUGAAGCGUGCUAAUAUUGCUGAUCAGGUCGCAGAGCUUCAAGCGGAUAUGAACGCGAUCGAUGACCGCAAAGGAGACCUGGAAGAAGAGAAGGCUCGCGUGCGAGCGGAGAAGAGGAAGCUACAGAUUAAGUUGGACGAAGACGAGCAUCUUGACUUCGGCUUCGAAGCAGGACGAAGAAUGGAGGCCAAGCGCCAGAGGAUGGAAUAAGUUCUGAAAGAUGUACGUAUACGGUACAACGCUUACGAACGGUACUGUCAGACAGACGCUUUUUCGGUCCAACAUGUACGAGACUAAGAAUAAUAAGUCGGGCUAGGCAAAUCUGAGCAUGCAGA